AUGAGUGCAAGCAUUGAUAUUCCAGAGAAAGUGGCAGAGAAGCCCAAUUCCAGGGAGCAUUGGAAGAUAUGCAUCCUCGGAGACAUGGGCGUCGGGAAGACAGCUUUAGCGGAGGGCUUUCUCGGGCGUGCUGCUGACUCUGGAUCUCCAGAGGGUCUAGCCAUUGCCAAAGAGAUCACAGUAGAUGGGCGGACUAGCACUAUCGAGAUCUUCGACCCGGUUGACACCGACCCAUCCGAACCGCUCGUCUUCCGUCCUGGCCAAGGGAUACAAGAAGCGGACGCUUUUAUCCUGCUAUACUCUAUAACCUUCCGCGGCUCCUUCGACCGCCUCACCUCUUUCCACUCGCAUAUUCACGAGCAGCAUACCAAGUCCCAGCAUGGUCCCCCUUUCAUCCUCGUCGGCAACAUGUCCGACAUGGACGAAUCAGACCCGGAGGCUCGGGAAGUGAAUACCGACGAGGCGGAGGAGCUGGCGAAGAAGUGGGGCUGCGCGUUCUACGAGACGAGCGUCAAGGCCAACCUGCGCAACGUGGAUAACGUAUUCGAAGAGCUCGUUAGGGAGACGAGGAAGAAGGCCGCAGCGGACGGUAUGGGUAAAGGUAAUGAGAAGCGAGAGGAAGACACACCGGGGAAGAAGGACGAAGUGGAGGACGAGGAUCGUCAUGGAUCGAAGUGUUGUGGCCGUGGGUGUGUCAUCAUGUAGAGCGAACUGUGUGGGUCGCUGCGUAUGGUUUCUUUCAUGCAUACUUCGGAUCGAUCAUGGACGGGCUCUCGGACUACUAAUAUUCAGUUAGGUUUACUUCUAUCACGAUCGUCAUGCAAUCAUCCUCUCCCUUGGUGCCUUCGACCAGAGCGCUCGCAAGAACAUCAGCAUCUGUAAAAAUUCGAACGUUGCACAUUCGCAU
This is a messenger RNA of Gloeophyllum trabeum ATCC 11539, 907 nucleotides long. Its product is annotated as P-loop containing nucleoside triphosphate hydrolase protein. Gene Ontology annotation, molecular function: GTP binding; GTPase activity. Bases 1 to 705 code for a protein of 234 amino acids. NCBI's taxonomy places the organism in Eukaryota, Fungi, Basidiomycota, Agaricomycetes, Gloeophyllales, Gloeophyllaceae. The record is from RefSeq and is a predicted model, not a curated record. The transcript has 6 exons.